Messenger RNA from Mercurialis annua (annual mercury), 3482 nucleotides. Its product is annotated as LRR receptor-like serine/threonine-protein kinase HSL2. Gene Ontology annotation, biological process: hormone-mediated signaling pathway; protein phosphorylation. The record is from RefSeq and is a predicted model, not a curated record. NCBI's taxonomy places the organism in Eukaryota, Viridiplantae, Streptophyta, Magnoliopsida, Malpighiales, Euphorbiaceae. Gene Ontology annotation, molecular function: ATP binding; protein kinase activity; protein binding. The transcript has 2 exons. Gene Ontology annotation, cellular component: plasma membrane. Bases 261 to 3221 code for a protein of 986 amino acids.
UAAAAAGCCAAAAGGAUCACGUUUCACUUGCAGUUUCACUACAACCAUUCACAAUUAUAACCUCCUAAUCACCAUCGUUUUUGUUAGCUAAUCAGUGUGCUCUUCUUCCACUGUAAUCCACCAAAACACUUAAUUCCAAUCGCCAUUUUCCAUGUGAAUCCCUUCAGAUUUCUUUUCCUCGUAACUCUCACCAUUUCCAUCUAUGGAAUAUCUUUAAAAAGCACUUCAAACCCAACAAAAAUUUCAAUUUCACUCCAAAAAUGGUGCCCUUGAACUCUCUUCUACUACUCUAUCUUCUCUCGUUCUCGUUUUCUUUGGCUGUUUCCCUCGCCGGAGACUCUGAGAUACUCAUCCGAGUCAAGAAUGCUCAACUAGACGACCCGGAUGGUAAACUCAGUGACUGGGUAGUUUCAAGAACUGACCCAAGUAGUCCUUGUAAGUGGACUGGUGUUACUUGUGACUCAGUGAAUCAUACUGUUGUUGGUAUUGAUCUGUCGGGGUUUAAUAUCUCCGGUGGUUUUCCGUCUGGGUUUUGUCGGAUACUGUCACUGAAGCAUCUGACUCUUGCUGACAAUAAUUUCAAUGGAAGCUUGGAUUCUCGUACUUUGUCUUUAUGUUCACACUUACAUGUCUUGAAUCUCUCUGCCAACUUAUUCGUCGGAGAAUUGCCUGAGUUCCCACCGGAGUUUGUUGAUUUACGUGUUCUUGAUCUCUCCAGCAAUAAUCUCUCCGGUGAUAUUCCGGUCAGUUUGGGUACUCUCAAGUCUCUGGAAGUGCUGAGUCUGACUCAGAAUAUUCUCAACGGCACAUUCCCAGGAUUUGUGGGCAAUCUGACCGAGUUAACUCGUUUAGAACUCGCUUAUAAUCCGUUCAAGCCGAGCCCUUUACCUAAAGAAAUUGGAAAAUUAACAAAGCUGCAGAAUUUAUUUCUUGUUUCAACCAAUCUAAACGGUGAAAUUCCUGAGUCAAUCGGGGGACUCGUUUCGUUGACUAAUCUUGACCUGUCGGGAAAUUUCCUCACCGGUAAGAUUCCUGACACUAUUUCAGGAUUGAAAAACAUAAUCCAAAUUGAGCUUUUUAACAACCAAUUAUCUGGCGAGUUACCCGAAAGUUUAUCAAAUUUAAGUACUCUACUUAAAUUCGACGCUUCACAGAACAAUCUGACAGGAAAUUUGCAUGAAAAGAUCGCAGCUUUGCAGUUAGAAUCAUUGUUUCUGAACGAUAAUUACUUCACCGGAGAAAUCCCAGAAAGCUUGGCUUUGAAUCGGAAUCUGUUAGAAUUACAUCUCUUCAACAACAGUUUCACCGGAAAAUUACCAUCAAAUCUCGGAAGGUACUCAGAUUUAUAUGAUAUUGAUGUUUCUACUAAUGAAUUUACCGGAGAAUUUCCAAAGUAUUUUUGUCACAGGAAAAAACUUGAACGAGUUAUAGCUUUUAAUAAUCAUUUCUCUGGUAAUUUGGCCGAGUCAUUGGGUGAUUGUAGCAGUUUAAACUAUGUCAGGAUUGCUAAUAAUCAGAUUUCAGGUCCGGUCCCGGAAAAUUUCUGGGGUUUUAAGAAUCUUGGUUUUCUUGAAUUAUCCAAUAAUAAAUUUGAUGGUCCAAUAGCUAGAUCGAUCUCUAAUGCUAAAGACUUGACUCGGCUUCUACUCACUAAUAACAAAUUUUCCGGAAAAUUACCGGCGGAAGUUUGCGAACUGCGUGAGCUUUUGGAGAUCAGUUUGAGCCGGAAUCGGUUUCUUGAUGAGUUGCCGUUAUGCAUAACUGAGUUGAAGAAAUUGCAGAAGCUGGACUUGCAAGGAAAUAUGUUUUCAGGGGAGAUUCCGAGUUCAGUGAGUUCUUGGAGUUAUUUGACGGAGUUAAACUUGUCGAGGAAUCAAUUCUCCGGCAAGAUUCCAUCAGAACUUGGUAACUUACCGGUUUUGAAUUAUCUUGAUCUCGCUGAGAAUUCGCUUACGGGUGAAGUUCCUGUGGAGUUGACCAAGUUGAAGCUUGUUCAGUUCAAUGUCUCUGAUAAUAAAUUGUCUGGAAAAGUACCUGUAGCUUUCAGUAGCGGGUUUUAUCUCUCUGGUUUAACGGGUAACCCGAGUCUCUGUAGUCCGGUUUUGAAACCAUUUCCGUCAUGCUCCAAAUCGAAACCUGUCACUCUGUACAUAGUAGUCGUUUUAGCCAUAUGUGUGAUAAUUCUUGUUGGGUCAUUGCUAUGGUUCUUCAGAGCCAAGUCAGUAUUCCGGAGGAACCCGAAAAAAUUAUAUAAAGUAACUACAUUCCAGCGGGUCGGGUUCAACGAAGAAGACAUAUUUCCUUACUUGACAAAAGAAAAUCUAAUCGGGUCGGGUGGUUCAGGACAAGUCUACAAAGUGAAUCUCAAAACAGGACAGACAGUGGCAGUCAAGAGACUAUGGGGAUCAUUAAAUGCACAGAAACCUGAAUCCGAAGCGGUUUUCCGGUCAGAAGUCGAGACAUUAGGCCGAGUUCGUCAUGGAAAUAUCGUAAAAUUGCUGAUGUGUUGCAGUGGAGAGGAGUUCAGAAUUUUGGUUUAUGAGUAUAUGGAGAAUGGCAGCUUAGGAGACUUAUUACAUGGGGAGAAAUGUGGCGGAUUGCUAGACUGGAAAGAGCGGUAUACGGUGGCGGUCGGAGCGGCCCAAGGAUUAGCUUACUUGCAUCAUGAUUGUGUUCCGCCAAUUUUGCAUAGAGAUGUGAAGAGUAAUAAUAUUCUGUUGGAUGGUGAGAUGAGAGCUCAUGUUGCUGAUUUUGGGUUGGCUAAGGCAUUGCAUAAAGAGGGUGUUGAAGGUGGUGGUAUAAUGUCUCGUAUUGCCGGAUCUUAUGGUUACAUUGCUCCAGAAUAUGGCUACACGCUUAAAGUGACGGAGAAGAGCGAUGUGUACAGUUUUGGUGUAGUGUUACUAGAAUUGAUCACAGGCAAAAGGCCUAAUGACUCGUGCUUCGGUGAGAAUAAGGAUGUAGUGAAAUGGGUGACCGAGGUUACUUUAUCAGCAUCAUCAUCGCCCGAAGACGGAAGUGAAAAUGGCGGCAACACUUGCUACAAAGAUUUAGGAGCGAUAAUCGAUUCAAAGAUGAACACAUCUACAUUUGAUUAUGAAGAAAUUGAGAAGGUUUUGAAUGUAGCUCUUCUUUGCACUUCUGCAUUUCCCAUUACGAGACCUUCGAUGAGAAGAGUCGUUGAAUUACUCAAGGAUCAAAAACUAGGCCGUUCUAAAUAACUUCGAAGGUUUUUAGAGAUUAGAAGGUGAUCGAACGGUUGAAAAAUAUUAAAUGAAAAUGAAGUUUAUGAAAGAAGGAUCGUCAAUUGUCGGAUUUCAUUAAUAGUUUUAACAACAGGAAUUGGACUAAAUUGGCACUAAAAUUUUGGAUUUUCUUUUUAAUUUUUGCCAAGAUUAUGUGUCUUUGUAGUUGUAUAAUGUAAUGUUAGCCGAUAAUUAGUUGAAAUGAUAUGGGAAUAGAAUGAAGGUAAAUUAAUUAAA